AUGCGUGCAUUCGGAAGUGCUGAUAAUAGCAAUAGUGGCCUAGCCAAACGCGGUCGAUCAUCUGGUGUGCAUAGCUCUAUUUUGCAAGCACAUCACCCUACUGGAGCCGAAACUCGGUUCGCCUGGACCGAAGAGCCAUCUCCGAUGUCACUUCUUGGCGAGGGAUAUGCUAACCGAGGCCGCCAAACUUCUAUCGAAGUCUCUGAACUCAUUCCGCCCAGGCACAAUGCAAUAAAAGCAUUGGCUUUCAGCGAACCUGUGACUCUAACCGUCGAGACGCCGAAAAAUACAAGUUCAUUGCGACGUCUGGCGGAGGCAGAGACCAAGUCCACAGUUGAGGGAAGCACUUUUGGUCGGUGCACGUCAUACCAAAAACUAACACCUACAGCCGAUACAGGACUACGUGUUCGCCAAAUAAGGUCCUCUUUUAAGGAUCCCUUGGACAGUGCAUAUAACCCCAGCCCAUCCCUUUAUUGCCCCCCAUGGAGAGUCGGAACUGCUCCCUCCCCUGUUUGUCCUGAUACCAGUGGAAUAUCAGGGGGAGCUUUGUUACGGCCGCAGCUACUUCGUAUGUCAUCCGCACAUGGCGCAGAAGACGCUAUAUCCUACGGUGCAAUUGGGUCAUCGUUACAGGCAUCACUGUAUACCGGUUCUCGCAAAACUCCUACCUUGUUCAUGCUAGCAAUCGCAGUCGACUUUGGGCUGAAAGACCCAGAACAUGAUUUUGAGCUCAUGAGAUCGUGGCUUGAAGAUCACGAGUCAGGCAUGAUACGUUUCCUAGGCAUCUCAGGGAAAGAGGUCACAAGAGAGAGGAUCGAGGAGGCUAUCGGGGAUCUAUAUCAAGAGGCUAUGCUUAGUCCUGGAUCCAAUCUACUCAUUAUGCUUACCGGCGAGGGCGACUACACCAACAGAAUGCAUCUGACAGAGAAAAGGUUUAUUACUGAUAGCGACAUACGAGGUUGGUUAUGGAAACUUCGUAAGGGAUCGAAGCCUGCCGGUGUUCCCGCUACGGUUGUACUCGACUAUUGCCGUACGAACAAGCAUAUUCCUCUCGGAGCAAUGCAAGAUGGCGUCGAAUUUAUUUGGUCAUGCUCCCUUGGACAGAAGGCGGCAGCACUUAAGUUUAGCAGCAAGGACACUGAAGACUUGCCUCGCUCAUGCUUCCUGCUUGCACUCAUGAUGGCCGCUUAUGAUUUAGUUCACGUUAAGAGCGAUAUCAAAACUGCUGUCAAUCGCGAGAUGGCCCGAUUAUCAUGUUUUUUGGAGCUUGUUGCACAACAGCACAAAAGUGGCUCUUGCGUGGAGACCCAGGAACCCGAUUGGGAUCAAGCAGUACGCACUAAACCUAUCCAUGAUUUAGCAACAUUUCUCUCAAGAAUGAACAUUGUACCGAAGGUUUACCGUGUACUCAUGAACAACAAGUACUUUCGUGAUGCGGCUUCUACGGCACUGCGGUUAGAACAAUCUCCCCGCUAA
Rhizoctonia solani is the source of this 1476-nucleotide messenger RNA. RefSeq lists its product as uncharacterized. The transcript has 6 exons. The coding region runs from base 1 to 1476 and encodes 491 amino acids. NCBI's taxonomy places the organism in Eukaryota, Fungi, Basidiomycota, Agaricomycetes, Cantharellales, Ceratobasidiaceae. The record is from RefSeq and is a predicted model, not a curated record.